Molecule: messenger RNA, 1990 nt
Organism: Musa acuminata AAA Group (dessert banana)
Lineage: Eukaryota; Viridiplantae; Streptophyta; Magnoliopsida; Zingiberales; Musaceae
Exons: 12
Coding region: 7-1896 (629 amino acids)
Source: RefSeq, a predicted model, not a curated record
AAGGGGAUGACGCUGCUCUGCUUCUUGCUCGAUCUCCGAACCAUCUCUCCUCCAUUGCUCUGCGAUCUGAAGCAGGCUUUACUACAGCUCGCCAAUCUUUAUGCAUCGUGGUCGGAUAGAGCAGAGAGGAAGCGAGGGAAGGAGAUCCCUUUUUUACGAGACAAUGUCGGGCUGUGCUACCUCCACUGGUGCAGAAACUCUUCAUCCUCUUGUACGGAGCUGAAGAUUGCAUACAGACCUGGAGAAAGGUUUAGUGUCUGUGACUUUCAUCAUGCUGUAAACAGCAUUUCCUCGGACAACUUUUUGCCAGAUGUGAGCAAGUUUAUGCAUACAGAAAGUAGCACUGAAGAAAUGCCACUUACAGACCUUUUGAAUAAAAAUGCCCUGUACAAAUGGGGUAGUGAUGAUGUCCCAAAGAAAGUAAUUGUCAUUUGCUCAUCCAUUACUACAAGCAUUGAAUCUCUUCGGAGAUCUCUUAUGGAUGCCGCAGAACGAUGCAUCACAGUGGAGUUUGUAGUAUUGGAACAGGCAGACACAAAUAUCUGUUAUGAUGAUGCCUUGAAGCUCAUGCAAUUUAGUGAUGGUAUUUGUGACCUUGAGAACUGUGUGAUCAGGAGUUAUCCUCUGGAUACCUGGAUAUUAAAUUCCCUGGUGAAAAAAUGGUUCCAAGAGCUAAAGGAUGAUACACAGGAGCCACUGCAAGCAGUAUUUCUUUUCAAGAAUGGCAUUGUCGGUUCAGUCAAUCAAAUGCACUGCAACUUGUUUCCUUCAUAUACUCAUAUCAUUGAUGGUUUUAGCUCUUGCCAGACUUGCAGGUGUCAUGGCUAUCCCGUUGACACUGCCAUCAAUAAUAAGACAAAAUUGUCUUGUCCACUGACCCUUCAUGAGUUAGAGGCAUCUGAACUGAUUGACAAUGUUGUACGAGUAGGAGAACAGUCUGUUCUAUUUCUGCCGUCUUUUGAAGGUUGUUUUAGUCCCCGAAGAAUCUCUGCAUCCUUAACUUUGAGUGUUAUUGAAUGCACCAGCUUAGCCUCAUUAAGUGAAGGUUUGAUAAUGGGAGCAUCCUUUUUUGUAACUCCAUCUACCCAUGAAAUCGAAUCUGCUUCAGAUGAAUCAGAUAACGUGGAUCUGAAUGUUCAGAUUUUUCGAGGGUUGUGUAGAACUCUUUUCCUUCUAGAUCAGGGACUCGUUUGCUCCUCAACUUGUAAUACAGAAACAAUGCAAGAUGGUACCUUCCUGAGCUAUUAUCUUCUCCAACCAUCAGCGGGAGGGCCAAUGCUUUUGAGGAGGCUUGCCUCGUCGGAGGAAAUAUUACCCAUUCCUGAGAUAGCUCAGACAAGUGAAGUAGCCAUACCAGAGGAGAUAGAGAACUCUAUUCGUGCCUCUUUGACAAAGGUUGAACUAAGAGACUACAACCCUCUUCAACAUGAAAGAGGUUUUCAUGCUAAACUUAACUGGCUGGUAAAGGAGAGCUUGCAAUUUGGGUCGAUUACUUCACUCUGUGUUCCAGCAAAUCCAGAACUUAACCUCAAUGAUCUCCAGCAACAGCCAUUAACUCAAGUUUCUGAAGGACAGAUGUCUCUCAACCAACACAAGGAGAAGACCUCUUCUUGUUUAACCGAGGAGUGGGAGCGGCUUCUCAUUGUAGAUGAAUUGACUAGCAGCUCACCCCCAAGUUUUCCUAUCCUCAGGACUAAAACAUCAAAUCUAAGGGCUCAGGCUAAGCCUCUGGAUGAGAAAACUUCAAGAAUUCUGGAGAGAUUGGAAGCUCCAAAGCAACAAAUCCCGACGAAUUUCUUGAACGAGGAGAUGAAAAAGCCAUUACUGCCAUUUAAUUCAAGCUCAAGUCAGCCACUAAAGCCCAACUUUCAGAAGUUGAAAAGAAAGCAAAGGUAAAGAUAGACUUCAUUUUUGUUACUCGCAAACUAAGUAGUUAUGUUUGCUUAAUGCCGAUGGUAGAUGAAAACUCGUAAAUAUAAAAUCGCAUAUG